UUGGUAUCUAUAAAAUUUUCGGCUUAAUAUCUUUUAUAGCAUACUCAAUAACCUGACACUCUAGUCCACUGAUAACCCACUAAAAUACAACCAUGUCUUCUUAACAAAAAUCGAGACAAGCAACUGUCAAAGUGGUGCACAUAAGAAAAUCGUUAGGUACUCAUAAACAUUCCUUUAGUCUAUUUACAGAUCUUUUAUGUUUGCACUUUUUCGCAAUUAAUUUGUUCACUCGCUAAUGAAGUACUAGUGUGUGUCUUUUUUUUACACUUCCUGUGUUUUUUCUAAUGUUGCAAGAUGCAAAAUUCACAAACUAAUACAGGUAGGCAGGCCAGACAGCAACAGCAGCAGCCCUAUCAGCAGGGUCACUCGCAUCAUCAUCACCAUUAUACAGAAAACAACAAAUCACCAUCGUCUAUACCGCCCAAUUCGUUAGCGAUCUCCAAGUCAUAUGUGCCCGCACCAGCUUCCACGACCUCGGACGACACCGACUUUCAUGAAUCGGAUGCACGUUAUGAAUGUGCUAUUUGUAUACAUUGGCUUAAUGAACCCGUGAUUACCACUUGCGGUCAUCGCUUUUGCAAAUCUUGCAUAACGAAAUGGCUUGACAAUCAUAAUCAGUGUCCAUUAGACAAUACCGAGCUUUCUAUUGACCGUAUUUUUCCUGAUAAUUUCACUAGACGUGAAAUAGAUCAAAUCAAACACAAAUGCCCCAACUCGCCAUUGGGCUGUGCGGUAGUGGCAUCUCCCAUAGAAGUGGAUCGACAUCUGCCGACCUGUCCAUACAGAAGACUAGAGAACGCUGAAGAAAAGUGCCCAUUUGCCAGCAUAAAAUGCGAUUUUGUUGGGCGUCCUGAAACCAAUGCACUCGAAGAGCAUCUCAAAGAAGACAUGCCACACCAUAUGCAACUAAUGUUGCAAGCUUUCCAACAAACAGCCAUUUCCACUUGGAAUCCACAAAAACCAACAACUGCGAGUGGCGCGAAAGUAAAUGGUGUGCUACCACCGCCACCACCACAAUACGCAAACGAAGCAGACGAGCAACUCAUACAAACGAUGUACCAGCGCAUUGUGGUGCUGGAGCAACGCGUACGCGAGCAAGAUGUAAAAUUGGAAAAUCUUACAAAGCAAUUGGCUAGUCGUCAACAAAUUGACCCACGCUAUAGUAACGGCACAAUUGUAUGGGAAAUAACGAAUUUCCGCAACGUUGUGGAGCAAUUGCGUGCCGAUGCCAAUAAUCUGCUUUACUCACGAGAUUUUUACACCUCCCCGCAUGGCUAUCGGUUUUGUGCUCGUGUCAAUAUACAGCCUCGACACUUAAACUUACUUAGUUUACAUGUGCAUUUAAUGCAGUCAGAAAACGAUUACCACUUGGAUUGGCCAUUUAAUGGACGCAUCAAACUGUGCAUGAUACAUCCAACAGAUGCCAGUCUUUCCCAACAUGAUACAAUUAUGACAAAGCCCGAAGUGAUGGCCUUUCAUAAGCCUCGGGAGCACAUAAGUACGCGUGGAUUUGGUUUUGUCGAAUAUGCUAAGAUAGGGGAUGUCAUGCAUAAAGGCUUCUGUGACGAUGACAAGCUGGUAAUCAAAAUACAAAUUAAUAUAGUGUAAGCUUAGUGAGAGAAUAUUAUGGCAAAGCAACUGUGUACACUACAAAUUAUGAGCGAAGUUUAACGCGGAUCUGUAGAACGACUACACACUGAAUGUAUUAAAAAUAGGAUAAAUAGAAGUUUAUUAUUUGAAAGUUACUUUUUACAUUCCCCAGUCAACACACUAUUUUCAAAUAUUCAAUAUGGUAAACCACAAAUCAUUAUUUAUAUAAUAUUUUGAAAAAGGAUGUAAUAUUAAAAAAAAACUUUUGGAGCUUAAACGCAUUUAACAAGUAUACAACUCAUAUAUUACAUAUACGAGUAUAAAGUGAGAAUUUAACAAAAGCAAAUAUUAAAGUGAAGUGAGAUACAAUUAUUUGGCACUAUAUACUUAAAAAAGUAUGGCACGAUCGUAGUUAACCCACUAAUUUGUAUAAGCCAAAAAUUAUUUUGAAAAAAUAUACUAUGUAUGUAAUAUUAUAAUGUAUUUUAUGUAAGAAGUUCGUAAAUUUUUGUCUAUGGUGUUGUGUUAUUAAUUAUUAGGUAGUAUGUCUUUUUUAUAUUAUAUUUUAUACUAAUUUUUUGUUACAAUUAUUUAAUACAUCCAGAAAAUAUUUAUACAUACAUAAAAUACAUAGUUGUAACACAUUUUUAGACGGUAUGUUGCCCUUUUUGGGUUUUUGUACGGCAACUUAAAUCACUCCAAAUUAUAUACAAAAGCUAAAGUAGAAAUGCAAUACUGAACGUAUUUUAUGUACCAUAUUAUAAAAUAUACAUAUGAAUAAAUAUUAAAAUUAUAAAAAAAAAUA
Molecule: messenger RNA, 2395 nt
Organism: Bactrocera dorsalis (oriental fruit fly)
Lineage: Eukaryota; Metazoa; Arthropoda; Insecta; Diptera; Tephritidae
Gene: Traf6
Product: TNF receptor-associated factor 6
Exons: 1
Coding region: 295-1608 (437 amino acids)
Biological process (GO): regulation of canonical NF-kappaB signal transduction; protein K63-linked ubiquitination; positive regulation of JNK cascade
Cellular component (GO): plasma membrane signaling receptor complex
Molecular function (GO): protein binding
Source: RefSeq, a predicted model, not a curated record